CAGCAGCGCUCCCUAGCUGCCUCCGUGUCCGUUUCCCCCUCCUCUCUCUACGAAAACACUUUCGGGAAGAAUAAAGUUUUUUCGCCCUCACACGGACCUGCACUCAGCCAGUCUUUACCCAGAGCCAAACCGUGGCCUAACAGGAAGAACGGCUCGACUAUGUGGAGACAGAAGCGGGCUCUAGGGAAACCCUUGGCGUGUCUCGUAUUACUUGUGACGCUCGUCGAUGCUCAUCGAUUCCUGAGCCAGAGGACGGCCUCCCAGUUCUUGAGCAGGCAUCGCAGAGCCAACUCUCUGUUUGAGGAGAGCAAGAAGGGCAACCUGGAGAGAGAGUGCAUUGAGGAGCUGUGCAACAAGGAGGAGGCCAGGGAGAUUUUUGAGAACCAACCAGAGACGGAAUACUUCUACCCUAAAUAUGUUGCGUGUCUGGGUUCCCACCGCGUCGGCAUCAACAACCAGAACUCAGAUUCAGACAUCCCAUCAGACCUUCGCACCUGUGUAACAGAGAUCAGUAACCAGUGCACGCCGUUUCCGUGCUACAAGGAGGGUUCGGAGCGCUGCGUGGACGGUCAGGCCUCUUUCACAUGUGUGUGUAAGCCUGGCUGGAAGGGACUGCGCUGUGAGGACGACAUUGAUGAGUGUUCAGAUCCUGAAUUUCCAGCAGGAUGCAGCCAAAAAUGUAACAACUUCCCAGGUAGUUUCCGCUGCAUGUGUGAAGAAGGCUACUUCAUCAAUAACAACAUCAACUGUGUGGAUAUCAAUGAGUGCCUGUUGUACCCCAGUAUCUGUGAAAAACCAGCUAAAUGUGUCAACACACCAGGCAUGUAUGAGUGCCAGUGCCCGCCAGGGUUUAAAUACAACUUCACUUCCAAGACCUGCAAUGAUGUGGAUGAGUGUGAUCUGAAUGUGUGUGAGGGGACUUGUGUAAACACGGUGGGCAGCUAUACAUGUCACUGUGAUGGUCGAGAAGGUUUACAACUGGCAGGGAAUCAGCGAUACUGUGAGAGAAUCCCUGUUUGCGUGGACUUGUGCGACCAUAAACACCCUGAGAUGCUUUACCUGGGCGAGCAGUUUGCAGGCCUGCCUAUCAUCUACCUGCGCUUCCGCCUGCCAGAGAACACAAAAUUUGCAGCUGAGUUUGACUUCCGAACGUUUGAUCCGGAGGGAGUUGUUCUGUAUGCAGAGUCUUCCCAUGACUCGUGGUUCAUGUUGGGGCUAAGAGCUGGUCGUAUUGAGGUCCAGUUCAAAAACCAGCACACAUUCAAGGUUACCAGUGGAGGAAAAGCCAUCAAUGAUGGACAGUGGCAUGUGAUUUCUGUUGAUGAGCUGGAGAGCAGCAUCAGUGUGAAGAUCAGCAAAGAGGCUGUGAUGAGCAUCAACAGCCCAGAGAGUCUCUUCACUUCUGUUAACGGCAAAUUGGAGACCAAAGUCUACAUUGCUGGUCUUCCCAACAGGACUGACAACGUCAUCAAGCCUAUCAAUCCCCGACUCGACGGCUGCAUCCGUGGCUGGAACUUAAUGAACCAGGGAGCAUCCGGGGUAAAAGAGGUCAUCCAGGAAAAAAAGAGCAAACACUGCUUUGUGUAUGUGGAACAAGGAUCUUUCUUUUCUGGGGCAGGACUGGCACAUUUCAACAUAGACUAUAUAGGUGAUUCUGGGAGCUGGAAUGUGGAUAUAAAGAUGAACAUGCGUCCAUCCAGUAGCACAGGCAUCAUCUUUGCUCUUGUCUACAACAACAUGGUCCCCCUGUCAGUUGCUGUGGUAACAAAGGAUGAAGACGAUGCUAACUUGCAAGUGUUUUUGGAUGGUGUUUCCGUGGCAACAUUGGACUCACUGAUGCUGUGUUACCCUGAGCGGCUGACAGUACAACUGAAUGUGACUGCCACAGAAAUCCAGAUCUCUGCCAACUCCUCCACUGUGACCUAUAUAAAGUCUGACGCCCUGCAGGAGGCACUGGAGCGCCUCAACACCACCAUGCAGAACCGCAUCAGCACAUACAUUGGUGGGAUACCAGAUUACAUCUCGUUAUCUGCCACCCCCGUGUCAGCCUUUUACCACGGAUGCAUGGACAUCACCGUCAACGGGAAGCAGCUGGAUUUUGACGAGGCUCUCAGCAAACACAACAGUAUUAAGUCUCAUUCCUGUCCUCCUGUCUCUGCACCUGAGACUCAUCCAAAUCCACAACAUCUGCACAGAAAUUAGCCCUAAUUAAAGAAUCACACUAAAAA
Molecule: messenger RNA, 2228 nt
Organism: Melanotaenia boesemani (Boeseman's rainbowfish)
Lineage: Eukaryota; Metazoa; Chordata; Actinopteri; Atheriniformes; Melanotaeniidae
Gene: pros1
Product: protein S
Exons: 14
Coding region: 160-2202 (680 amino acids)
Cellular component (GO): extracellular region
Molecular function (GO): calcium ion binding
Source: RefSeq, a predicted model, not a curated record